Messenger RNA from Fusarium mangiferae, 3567 nucleotides. RefSeq lists its product as uncharacterized. The record is from RefSeq and is a predicted model, not a curated record. Gene Ontology annotation, molecular function: guanyl-nucleotide exchange factor activity. The transcript has 3 exons. Lineage: Eukaryota; Fungi; Ascomycota; Sordariomycetes; Hypocreales; Nectriaceae. The coding region runs from base 1 to 3567 and encodes 1188 amino acids. Gene Ontology annotation, biological process: intracellular signal transduction.
AUGACUUCGUCCUCUUCGAUGCCUCAAAACAUGAUGGACCCCGGUCGCACUCAGACUAUGUCUUCAAUGUCCUCUGGUAUGCAACGGCAACCACCGCCUCGUGCUCCCCCAGGACACUAUGGGGACCCAGCAGCUGGCAGGACUCGGACAAUGGAUAGCAAUAGCAUGAUGGGGAAUGGCUACUAUCCAAGCCAACGCUCAGCAUCUGGUGGUCAAAUGCCACCUCACUACAUGCAGCAGCAGCAACAACAUCAUCAACCACGACGUCCGUAUCCUGGCCCUGGAGGACCUCCACCUCCUCGAAUGGAGCAAAGAGGUCCGCCGCCUCCGCAAGCUCCUGGUGCAAGGACUCCCGCCCAGCGAUUCUAUCAAGGAGGACCGGCGCCUGCAAUGAACAAUGACCCUUAUCGCUCGCAGUCACUCGCUUCUGCUCCUCGCCAGCCAAUGUAUCACCCUCCUCCUAGCGCCUAUCAGCAAGCACCAGCAAACCACCUUCGACAAGCCCCGUACGCGCAGCAGAACUCAGCGAGGACGACCGCUCAAGGGCGAGUUGUUCCAGAACGUCAUGAAGACCGCACCAUGUCGCUGACUGGCAAUUACCAACCCCAGAGCAUGGACGCCCACCAGACCAUGAGUGGUCGAGUCAUCCCUAACCGACGAGCACCUACCGAGCUGCCGGCCACCAACGGUUAUCCUAAUUCGAUGCCUCACGCUCCAGGGGCACAGACCCGAACCUCUAGCAUGGUUUCGUCCAAUGGUGCUGGCGAUCAUGGUAGGACCAUGUCGAUGGCCUCUACCGUGGCACCAACCAUCACCCCUUCCGAGUCUGAUGCUUCCACUUUGGUUCAGCGACCAACCAGGAGCAAGUCGAUCGAGAGCGAGCGCCCCCCGACUGCCACGAAGAUUCGACCACCCCUCGUAUAUCCUGCCCUACUAUCUCGAGUCGGAGAGUGCUUCCGUCGCAAGAUUAUUGUUGGUGACCGGACCAAGAACGAACUGACAUACAAGAAUGCUUUUAGCGGUUCUGAGGCUGUCGAUGUCUUGUCAUAUAUUAUUAGGACUACUGAUCGCAACCUUGCCCUUCUUCUUGGCCGAGCUCUGGAUGCCCAGAAGUUUUUCCACGAUGUCACUUACGAACACCGUCUGCGAGACUCCCAAUCGGAAAUGUACCAGUUCAGGGAGACACUAAUGGAUGAGCCAGAAGAUAAGCCCGCAGUCAAUGGUGUCUUUGUCCUGCUUUCCGAAUGCUAUUCUCCAACCUGUACCAGAGAUCAACUUUGUUAUUCAAUUGCCUGCCCUCGACGAUUGGAGCAAGUUUCGAGACUGAAUCUUAAGAUCAACCCUGGAUUACGAAAGGAGGAUGCUGUGAAUGCUGUCGACGACGAGGCUGAUCAGACAGACGAACAGAAACUCUGGAUUAACUCCGUUCCAAAGGAGGUUGCUGAGAAGGUCGAUGAGCGGGAGAAGAAGAGGCAGGAAGUUAUUUCGGAGAUCUGUUAUACCGAGCGAGAUUUCGUUAAGGAUUUGGAAUAUUUACGAGACUUUUGGAUUCUGCCUUUACGAUCAAAGGCUUCGCCAGUUCCUGUUCAGCGCCGCGAAAAGGUUGUCAAGACCAUUUUCAGCAACAUUAUCGACCAUCCCAGCAUUCAUACCGUCAGCUCCCGGUUUGCGUCUGGACUCACGACUCGACAACAAAAGGAACCUAUUGUCCAUAAUAUCGGUGACAUUUUCCUUGAGUAUGUCCCUCAGUUCGAGCCCUUUAUUCUGUACGGUUCGAAGCAGUUGGAAGGAAAGUUUGAAUUUGAGAACGAGAGAUCAGUCAACCCUUACUUCGGCAAGUUUGUGGACGAGAUUGAAAGACGCAAGGAGUCGAGAAAACUGGAGUUGAAUGGUUAUUUGACCAAGCCUACGACCCGUCUGGCACGAUACCCCUUGCUCUUGGAGAACGUUUUGAAAUACACGGAAGAUGGCAACCCUGAUAAAGAGGACAUUCCGAAGGUUCUGGUCAUGAUUCGAGAUAUUCUCGGCAGAGUCAACGCAGAAUCUGGAAAGGCUGAAAACCGAUUUAACCUCAGGAGGCUUCAUGAGCAGCUCCGUUUCAGACCCAAUGAGAGGGUUGAUCUUCGACUCACAGAAGAGGGACGUGAAAUGGUCUUCAAAUGCCAGUUCAAGAAGUCGCCCACGGAUCCUGCAGAAAUUACGGCCUUCCUCUUUGAUCACGCCGUUCUUCUCGUUCGCAUCAAGCAGACUGGCAAAACUGAGGAGAUCAAGGCAUACCGACGACCCAUUCCUCUGGAGCUUCUCGCAAUCAGGGAAAUGGACGAGGUGAUUCCCAAGGACGGCAACAUGAAGCGUACUUCGUCGAGCUUGAUUCCUUCGAUUCGGAACAACGCCAACGACCCAGCGAGAAAGGAAGGCUGGCCGAUCACCUUCCGCCAUCUGGGUAAAGCAGGUUACGAGCUGACGCUUUUUGCGUCUAACCAAGCUGCUCGUCAAAAGUGGCUUGAAUUUAUUCAUACUGCGCAGGAACGCCUUCGAUCCCGUGCCGACUUCUUCAACACAACGGUCAUCUCAAGCAAGUUCUUUGCAGGUACCAACCGUGUCAACUGUGUUACGCCAUUUGAUGGUGGCCGUAAGCUCUUGUACGGUACUGACAAUGGUGUCUACCUGUCGGACCGCAAGGUGAAGGAUCAAGUGCCCCGUAGGGUAUUGGAGACUGCAAGCGUUACUCAGAUUGAUAUUCUGGAAGAGUACCAAUUGCUCUUGGUCUUGUCUAACAAAACACUCCAGUCUUACCCAGUUUCUGCCCUCAACCCCGAUGAGCCCGCAUUGUCCAGGAGACCGAAAAAGAUCCAGAACCAUUGCAGUUUCUUCAAGACGGGCAUCUGCUUGGGCAGACAUCUGGUCUGUUGCGUCAAGUCAUCUGCCCUAUCUACUACGAUCAAAGUCUUUGAGCCUAAUGAUGCCAUGACCAAGGCCAAGAAGCAGAAGGGUAUUGGCAAAUUCAUGAGCGGCGGUCAUGAUGAGCUCAAGCCAUUCAAGGAGUUCUACAUUCCCACCGAAUCUUCGUCCGUUCACUUCCUCAAGUCCAAACUCUGCGUUGCCUGCGCUCGAGGUUUCGAGGUCGUUUCCCUCGAAACGCUCGAAACACAAUCAUUGCUCGACCAGGCUGAUACGUCACUUGACUUUGUGGCUCGCAAAGAAGGAGUUAGGCCAAUCCACAUUGAACGACUUAACGGAGAGUUCUUGCUUAACUAUUCGGAAUUCUCCUUCUUUGUUAACCGCAACGGCUGGAGGGCCCGGCCAGAGUGGCGAAUUGACUGGGAGGGUACACCACAGAGCUUCGCACUCAGCUACCCCUGGAUCCUUGCUUUCGAGCCAAACUUUAUUGAGCUCCGGAACAUGGAGAACGGUGCUGUGCACAUUGUGCCUCGUAAGAACAUUCGCAUGCUUCAUAGUAGUACACAUGAGAUUCUAUUUGCACACGAGGACGACAAGGGAGACGACGUUGUUGAGGCAAUCGACUUUUGGAAGAGCAACCGCAAGUCGGAGCUGCUCGGUUCAUAA